Messenger RNA from Eurypyga helias (sunbittern), 1283 nucleotides. It is a transcript of the gene PLEKHA2, whose product is annotated as pleckstrin homology domain containing, family A (phosphoinositide binding specific) member 2. NCBI's taxonomy places the organism in Eukaryota, Metazoa, Chordata, Aves, Eurypygiformes, Eurypygidae. Bases 18 to 1283 code for a protein of 421 amino acids. Gene Ontology annotation, molecular function: PDZ domain binding. The transcript is spliced from 11 exons. Gene Ontology annotation, cellular component: membrane; cytoplasm. The record is from RefSeq and is a predicted model, not a curated record.
GCGAGAAGGAGCCCGGCAUGCCGUACUUGGAUCGACAGAAUCGUAUCUGCGGGUUCCUGGACAUUGAAGAAAAUGAGACCUGCGGCAAGUUCCUGCGGAGAUAUUUCAUCCUGGACACCCAGGCCAACUGCCUGCUGUGGUACAUGGACAACCCCCAGAACCUGGCUGUCGGUGCGGGUGCCGUCGGAUCGCUGCAGCUGACCUACAUCUCCAAGGUCAGCAUCGCCACCCCGAAACAGAAGCCGAAAACUCCAUUCUGCUUUGUUAUCAACGCUUUGUCUCAGCGCUAUUUCUUACAAGCCAGUGAUCAGAAGGACCUGCAGGACUGGGUGGAGGCGCUGAACCGGGCCAGUAAGAUCACGGUGCCAAAGGGCGGCAGCGUCCCACCGGCCACGGAGAUAGUGAAGCCUCCAGCACUGCCCCAGGCCCAGGAGAGGAAGCCCCAGGUUGCCUACAAAACGGAGAUCAUCGGGGGGGUGGUGGUCCACACACCCAUCUCCAUCAACCAGAAUGGGGGGGAUGGAGGGGAGGGCAGCGACAUCGCCACCCACCCGCUCCUUCGGCGCUCGCAGAGCUACAUCCCCACCUCGGCCGUCAAGCCGCCCAGCGGGCCCCCAGUCCUCAAGAGCGGAUACUGCGUGAAGCAGGGGAAUGUGAGGAAGAGCUGGAAGCGCCGGUACUUCGUUCUGGAUGAAUUUUCCAUCAGUUACUACAAGUGUGAGCAGGACAAGGAGCCCUUGCGUUCGAUUCUCCUGAGGGAUGUCUGCAAGACGCACGAGUGCCUGGUCAAGUCCGGUGACCUGCUGAUGAGGGACAACCUCUUUGAAAUCAUAACGAGCUCCAGAACCUUCUACAUCCAGGCAGAUAGCCCCGAGGAGAUGCACAGCUGGAUCCGAGCAAUCACGGCUGCGGUCCAGGCCCUGAAAUUCCGCCCGAGGGAAAUGUCCUUCAUGAGAUCCACCUCCAUGGUCAAGCCGGGGGGUUCCUCGGCCCCCUCCCAGCAGAGGCAGGCGGCGGAGGAGAGGAAAGCGCUCUGCAAGGCCCCCUCCACCUCCUCCUGGCAGCCCUGGACGCCGGUGCCACAGGUGGAGGGGAAGCAGUCGGCGCUGGAGGAGGUGCCCGUGCCACUGAGACACUCCAUCUUCAUGCCAGCCUUCACGGAGCGUGACGCCGGAGCUGCGCCGGGCAAGCGUGUGCGGCACAAGUCGGAGCCGCAGCAUCUCAAGGAGAAGCCGUUCGCCUUUGAUCUGGACGAUGAAAGCAUCCGGACCUCUGAUGUCUGA